AGCCAACGACACCAUAUCCAUCGUAUUAGUUCAAUUUUUUUUUUUUUUUUUAAGUAAUAUCGUGUUAGUUUGAUUUAUUAACCCAAAACUCCGCCAUUUUUUAUAUACGUCAUGAGAUGGAGCUGUUUAACAAACUCCAUCUUCGUAUUCACCAAAAAAAAAAAAAAAAAUCUUCAACAUUCCUACAUAAAUUCUUUGUUUUAAUCGUAAAAGCGCCAUAACAACCAAAGCUUUUAUACGCUGACGCUAGCUACCAUCCAAAUCCCAAAUUCCCAGUGCAAUUUCUCUUAAGAGGUUUAAUGGGCAAUUCAAUCUCCAACCGUCAACCCCAACCCACAGCAAAAGUAAUCCUAUCGGACGGCUCGGUGCAUGAGUUUGACAACCCUCUAACAGUCGCAGAGCUGAUGUUGGAACACCCACAACAAGUGGUGGUGGAAUUCCAGUCGGCCGUAACAGGAAAAAGACCAAAUCCAUUGCCGGCCGACAAGAACCUCGAGAUGAAGAAGAUAUACCUUAUGCUUCCGACCAAGAGAGGGAAGCCGAAAUCAUUGUCAUCGGAGGAAAUUCGCGGUGUUAUUCUGAUCGCAAAUUCCAUUUUACGGUCUCGGUCUCUUGUGUCAUCCUCAAAGUUUUUGCCUUUCUUCGCAAGGAUAUGCCCUCCAUCUACGGUGGUCGAUGGACAGAGCUUCGUGUUGCCGAAGAAAGAAAACGUACAGAAGUCCGAGGUGAUAAGGAACGUGUCGGAGUUUCUGCCGGAAAGUAUGGGAGGGAGACCGGAGUUUUUGAUUAGACAGUGUUCAGGUAAAGGUUGGAAGCCUAGCUUGGAUACUAUCAAUGAAAAAGAAAUGAAGGUUGAGAAGAAGGUGUCCCAUUGGUUGUUUUAAGCAAGUAAAAAUAUGUGAAAAUAGAAGUAACUAGUCUGAUGAAAUAUGGAUAAAAAGUACAUUCUCAAGCGUUUGAAUACCCAAUUUCGAGGUGGACUCAUAUGAACGUGUAAUAGAUAGAUUUUUUUUUUUUUUUUUUUUGGGUACUUUUCCAUAUGGAUAAGGUGAAAACUAGUUUGUUGGGAAGUAAAUAUUCCAUAGUGUCACGCAACGAAUCCGCCAUAAUUAAGAUCAAGAAAUUAAUGCCCCUCCAUGGCCAACUAAUUCGUCUCCUUUAUUAUUCUUCUUCUUUUCAUCCCUGUAAAUCUAUCGAUUAUUAAUCUUCUUG
Messenger RNA from Ziziphus jujuba (common jujube), 1212 nucleotides. RefSeq lists its product as uncharacterized. NCBI's taxonomy places the organism in Eukaryota, Viridiplantae, Streptophyta, Magnoliopsida, Rosales, Rhamnaceae. The record is from RefSeq and is a predicted model, not a curated record. The coding region runs from base 300 to 884 and encodes 194 amino acids. The transcript has a single exon.